Molecule: messenger RNA, 624 nt
Organism: Triticum turgidum subsp. durum (durum wheat)
Lineage: Eukaryota; Viridiplantae; Streptophyta; Magnoliopsida; Poales; Poaceae
Source: the annotation of a GenBank genome assembly
AUGAUGGCGGAGACCAAGGCGGUGGCUGCUGCGGUGGAGGCGAGUCCGGUGGAGGUGGAGGAGGGCAGGAGCAAGACAGUGGAGGCGAGUCCGGUGGAGGAGGGGAGGAGCAAGACGGUGGCUGCUGCGGUGGAGGAGGGGAGGAGCAAGACGGUGGUGCUGGUCGCCGUGGACGACAGCGACGCAAGCUACCGCGCGCUCGAGUGGGCCGUGCGGCACGUGGCGGCGACGGCCGGCAUGGCCGGCGCCGGAGCGGUGGAGCUCGUUGUCCUCCACGCCAAGCCGCCCACUUCCCUCGCCGUCAACAUGGGCGGCCCCGGCGUGCCCGGCGACGUGGUGGGGUUAGUGGAGGAGGACCUGCGCAAGAAGGCCGAGGGCGUCGUCGGCAAGGCGCGCAGCCUCUGCGCCGCCAACUCGGUGGAGGCCGUGGUGGACGUGGUGGACGGGGAGCCGAAGCACGUCCUGUGCGACGCCGUCGAGAAGCACCACGCCGAUCUGCUCGUCGUCGGCAGCCAGGGCUACGGCGCCAUCAGGAGGGCAUUGCUUGGGAGCGUGAGCGACUACUGCGCCCACCACGCGGACUGCUCUGUGGUGAUUGUCAAGCAGCCCGGGUCCAAGAACUGA